Molecule: messenger RNA, 6792 nt
Organism: Cydia pomonella (codling moth)
Lineage: Eukaryota; Metazoa; Arthropoda; Insecta; Lepidoptera; Tortricidae
Product: RNA pseudouridylate synthase domain-containing protein 1-like
Exons: 6
Coding region: 173-1051 (292 amino acids)
Biological process (GO): pseudouridine synthesis
Molecular function (GO): RNA binding; pseudouridine synthase activity
Source: RefSeq, a predicted model, not a curated record
UUUGAAUGAAGCUGAAAUGUGAUGACCUGAUGACAGCAAUAAUCACAAAAACACAAAAUGCCAAUAUUGCAAAGUAUUUAUAUAAAAAUCGUUGAUUAAGCUAUUAAACUAAGCUACUACGGUUUUUUUACAUUUAUCACCAAUAACAAAACCAGCUACAAACAAGUCAAACAUGAAAAUGUCUAUUCCUAAAUUGUACCAAAGCGAGGACUAUUUGAUUGUAAAUAAGCCGUAUGACAUGUACAUAAACUCAGAAGAUGAAAACGAAAAGAAUUCAGUUACCUACAACAUCGCCAAACAUGACUCUCACCAUUCUACAUCCUCAGAUCCAUUGCAUUUUGUUCACCGCCUCGAUUACGCUACCAGUGGUGUAUUAUGUAUAGCAAAAAAUAAACGCGCAUCAGCCAUCGCAGGCAAAUUAUUUGAGAAACGAGAAACUAAAAAAUACUACUUAGCGGUUGUUAGAGGCCAUGUAGAAUUUGAAUUAUGCGAUAUUGAAUAUUCGGUGGGUACUGACGCUUUAACAGCAUCAUCGUCGCACAAAAUGGUGGCGGUUACAUCGCUGCCUGAAACUGCAGUAACUACAGCGGUGCAUCCACGACCGGCGCAUACUCGUAUGCUUCUCUUAGAAACUGGUUACUAUUGCAACGAUCCCGUUAGUGUGAUAUUGUUGAAACCUGUCACUGGUCGUCGGCACCAGCUGCGCGUACACUGUGCUGCCAUUGGGCACACAAUACUUGGUGACUACACUUACAGUAAUACCGAAGAUUCGGCACCACAUCGAAUGUUUUUACAUGCAAUGAGGUUGAUCUUACCUUUACCACAAGAGACACUGGAUAUUCAAACAUCAGAACCAUUUUUCUCGGACGAAAAGUUCUCUUCAAAAUAUCGCUCUUUGCGCAAAUUACACACGUUCUGGAGUAAAAAUGAAUUUAUGAAAGUUUGUGACGCUACAGAUCAGCCACUUACGAUAGGUGUAAAAUAUAAAAUAUUUAAGACACAUACAAAUUACGAUUCUAGCUCGUUUACUGAUAAAAAAGAUAAACAAUAGUUUUCAAUUUAAAACGUAUUUCACAAUAUUGGUCAAAUUAUAUGCUAUACACACAGCUAAAUGCUUUUAUUUACAAAGAACCAACGAUAAUGACUUCACUACUCCCUUGCUGCAAUAAUCAUCGAUGGAGUAAGUUAUUUGCUCUUCACUAGUUCUUACGGCAGAAAAGUAAAAUGUAUCCAGUGUUGAGCUGUUUUAAUGCUUGUCUACACGAUUUAUAAUAUAUAGGGAGCGUGCAUGAACUGUAGGAGGCAGCACAGGAGCCGUCAGAUUUUUGGCGCGAGGCGUAAAUGUGAUGUUUAUUGUUCCGAUGUGGCCCACAAGAUGGCAGAACCUACUAUGCACAAGAAAACACGUGACGUGUAAAUGUACAUGUUUAUGGUUACGAUUCAGGCCACAAGAUGGUAGACCCUCCAACGCCCACGGUCCAUACUAUACUUACAAUUACAAUAUUGUCAAUAAUACAAAUUCAUAAACUUUAAAUAACUGGGGGCCUACCGCGAAAACCGAAAUUCGCAAAUUGCGGGAUCUUUCUCUUUUAUCCUAAGAUGUAAUUAGAAUGACAAAGAUAAAUGCCCGUAAUUGACAUUGCAUGCUCUUUGAUAGCCGGUCUUUGUUCUCUCUUAUUUAAAUGAUUUACUCUCUGGCAACCCACACUACUGUCAGUGUCAGUACAGUCGAUCAUCUAUAUUUACUAAAAAAUUGCUUGUGGGAUUUUUUACAUUAAAAUGUUACGUGUCUGGGAUUUAGUGAGUCUUUUGUCAUAAUUGUAACAGUAAACAGCUUUUAAUACGUCAGUCACAUUUUAUCUACAUAUGUAUAAUCCUGGUUAGUUUUUGUUUUAAUGAACGUAACAAAAAGGAGAUAUAAGGAAAUUCAGACUGCUAUUCAUAGUCAUGGCAUCUAAACAGAUAGACAUCAAAACUAUAUUGGAACAGUUUCAAAAAGAUGUAGAUUAUGCUAUUUCUGAAUCAUCAAAGAAGAAUCAAGCACAUAGAAGUUCAGACUCAAUUCAUGGGACAACUAGUGAUAUUAGAAAUGAGAAUGUCGGUAAGAUAACUCGGACAGUAACAUCGAAAAGACUAUGUGAUGCUAAAAUAGAGCAGGAGCACAAUUCAGAUUUAAAGAGACCAAAAAGAAUGUCUAUUAAUGACUCGGAAUUGAAAUUUAGAUGCAGUUUUUGCUCCGCGAGAUUCCCUUCUCUUACUAUAGUAAGAGACCAUACCAGAGCAUGCCAUAGAGACGAAAAUGAACGGAGGAGAGAAGGAAAAUCGAAUCACAAUAGCACUAAACUUAAAUCUGUAGUAGGUAAUGGUACAACAGGAUCAAAGUUAUACCAACACCUAGAGAAGAAAUCAACAUUUCUGUUUAGAUGCAACGCUUGCAAAUUUGCUAGUGUAUCUUAUAACCACAUUAUUGAACAUUGCCAAUAUCAUGUUGUCACAUCUGAAAAUCCAGAGGUGUUUGUCUCUAGAAACUCAACAAGGAAAUGCGUAAUAUCUAAUGCGGAAUUUGAUGUUGAUUUUGACACAUACAAUGAAUGUAAAUAUGGUUCAGAUUAUGCUUAUACAUUAAUAUAUUGCGACUAUAAUCUUUUGAAACAGGACAAGUGGCCAGGCAUUGUGGAUGACUUACCGAAGCCAGAAAUAGACAUGAUUAACUGUAAUAGUAUAUAUUAUUUCACACGAAUUGUUCGCUUGACAUCUCGGAAAAAGGUGUCAUCUGCCCCAUUUAUGAUCUUCCAAUGUGAGAAAUGUCUGAAAUAUAUUGAUCCACAUUCCGUAUUGGCACAUGUCGUAGAAAACUCAUGCAAUAAAGAGCUUGCUGAAUUCCCUUGUUAUGAAUGCAAGAGACCAUUUCUUGAUGAGAAUACCAUGUAUCUACACUAUAAGAUGCAUCAAGCUGCAGUCAGCUCUAAUAUGAAGUUCAGGACAGUAUUUUUCAAUCAUAAAGAUGAUGAUUUCUUUAAUGCACUUUUACUAAAAGCAGCUGGGGUUAUAAUGCAAAAUGUAUUAAGUAGAAAAAAAAAUGCACUGCAAAAACUAUUAUCUGAUGAUGCGAAGGCGCAACUUCAAGUAAAAAUUAGCCCUGCCGCAAACAUCCUAAAAGCUAAUGAGCAUGGCCUGCAAAAUGGACCAAGUGGAUCAAACUUUCCACAAUUAAGACUGUCAUGUGAUAAAGCAAAGACACAAAUUCAAGUAAAAAUGAGCCCACAAGCUAAAGAUGUUCAAAAAGUUACUGAAGGUACCUCUCAAAAUGUACCAGAUUGGUCAAAAUUAGCACGACCAACACUGUCAUCUGAUAUAAUAAAGACACAAGAAAAUAACAGCAUCCCAGUAAAGGAUAUUCGAAAAAUUACUGAGCUUACCCAGCAAAAUGCACCAAGCUCACAACUACAGAGAUUACUAACAUCUGGUGCUGCAAAGGAACCAAUUCAAUUGAAAAUUGUUCUUGAAAGACAUGAUGCUAGAUCACUCCUUAUUCCAGGAACUACAAUUGGUGUUCAAAACAAAACUGUGUCAUCUAAAAUCACCAGUAAUAUUGCAAAAGAUACAGAUAAAGCAACUACAGUUUAUAAAUGCCAAUGUGACUUAUCCUUCCAUGAAUUGGAAUAUAUGUUCAGACAUCUGGGAAAAUGCCCUUCAGAAAAGUCAGCCAGAAUUUCUUGUGUUUGUGGGUUAGUUUUUGAUGAACAGCAAUAUCAACUCCAUUAUGGUAUUCAUAUCCAAGGUUUCACGAAACUGAAUGUAAAAAGAAUUACGAUGUGUGAUGAGAAAAUAUUAGGCAUAAAUAACAAAGUAAAUGAAAAAGAAAAGAGAGAAUUAGACUACAAUCAACUUUGCAAUAAAGCAAUUUCGGAGCUUAUAAAUAUAAUACAAAAUGUAGCUUCAAGUUUGCCACAUAUUAGAAAGAUCAAAACAGAGGUAAAGGAGAAAAUAAUUGAAAAUGAAACACGGUCUGCUGGUUCAGGGGAUGAUUUAAUUACAAAAGCUAUGAAAUCUCAAGGAACAAUGACUGAAAGGGAAACACUGAAGUCAGUGGGGACAGACACAAAUGAUUUAAAUAUAUCAGUGUUAAAAUCUCAAGGAACUAUGGCUAUGAUAGGAGUACAAACUGUUCAUGAAAAGAAUAAUGAACUUUGCAAUAGAAAACAAGUUAUUAAUACUAAGUUGGUGUGUUUAGGGACAGAUGAUUUAAAUAAAUCAGUCAUGAAAUGGCACAGUCAGGCACAAACUAGUGUUGAAGUGAAUAAAGAAUUUAGUAAUACACAACAAGCUGGUGAUACAAAGUCAGUUGAUUCUGUGUCAGAUGAUUUAUGUAUAUCAGUUAUGAAAUCUCAAAGUAAAAUUGCUAUUGUUGUACCAGAAAUACAAACUGCUUAUGCGGUAAAUGAAGUAAAAAAUAAUAUGAAAGACGAUGCUAAAACAAUGUUAGUUCGUUCAGGAGCUGGUGAUAUGAAGACUAACACAGAAGCAGUACAAACAGAAAUGUCAAGCAGUUGUUUUGAACUAAAUAUUUCAAAUGCAAGAGAAGAAAAUAAUGAUAGAUUAACAGAUGAUGUGAACAAUACAUUUAUGAAACCAAAUGAAAAUCUCAGUUGUGGCGCAGAUAAUACAGACGAAAAUCAGUCCAUGGUUGAAACUACAAUCGAAGCAGAGACGAAAGAAUAUGUUACAAACAAAGCUCAACAUAGUAAUGAUUCCACUGGAAAUAUUUGUGAGAAAAAUAUAAAUAUUAGUGACACAAAACAUGAAGAUCACAACAAAACAGUGAUUAAAGAAUGUGAUCAAACACAAAAGUCACUCAACAUGGAUCAAGAGAAUGACGCACCCGAAACACAGACUGAUAACAACAAGGAAUAUGAAAAAACCAGUGAAACAAAUGAAUCUGAAAACAAUAAAGAUGUGAAUGAAACUGAGCAAGGCAGUACGGAUAGUAAAAUUUAUACGGAAGAUGAAUUGCUGAAUGGACCAGAAAAUCCUGAAAUGCCUAUUUACUUUGAUGUUGUCGAAGAAUCACUGGUGACUGAUGAUGAAGGUCUAAUACUACUUUAUGAAGAUGAUGAAACGGAAGAUUAAAAAAAACGAAGGAUGUACAGGUAAAAUUCUUCUAGUUUAUGACGAAUGAUUUUUAUAUGAUUGUUUUUUCCUUGAUACAAAUAGAGUACAGGAAAACACUUUACGCUCAUUUUUAUAUAUAAAAAAAAACAACGGGAUGCACUCCGGGAGUGCCGGCAGAAGGGGUUAUUCCCACUAGUUACCACCAAGUUGUUACCAGUGGUAACUACUGGGUUUUUUUUUCCCAUCUUUUACCACUGAUAACUAUUGGGCAAAAAAAUUCACCAAACCAAGUUGAUGGUAACUAGUGGGUUUUUUUUUUUCCCCAGUAGUAAAAGUGGUAAAAGGUGGAAAAAAAAACCCAGUAGUUACCACUGGUAACAACUCGGUGGUAACUAGUGGGAAUAACCCGGCAGAAGUGGAACCUUGAAUAUUAAUGUUGUGCAUUUUUGAUAUUUUGGAAUGGUCAGGGAAUAAUUUUGCACGAAUUGCUUUAAUUAUCAGUAUAAAAGUACUAUCAUUUAUGUGGUAAAAUACAAUAUUCAUUUAUUGCGCUAUCGUACAAAAACAUGACAAUUAUAUUGCAUUAAAAAUGUAACACUUCAGAACUAUUACAAUUAUUUAACAUUAAAAAACUUAUCUCUCAGAAAAAUCAAUUUCCAUUCAUAAUUUCAUCGACUCUUACACCAUCAUCAUUACUAGAACCAUCAUGGAGUUUUUCGAUCAGGUCACGUGUUCGUCUUACGAGUUUUCAAUCUGGCGACGUGACCUGUCGCAAGUUUAACAUUUUUCCCCAUCACAAAAAGUGCACAGCGCUGCUAAAGUUUUCACUACUAAAAAAUGAAAGGCAAGGUUCGAGCAUGAGUCCUUUCGGAACACCGGUUCGAUAGUUUUUAGCCAACUUAGCUACCGAAUCUUACCCGAAGCGUGCGAAUAUUUCCAUUGCUUCUUUUAUUGUUUAAGCGAUGUAUUUUUCCUUUAGUAUAAAAAAAUGGAGUAUCGCUCGUAGACAUAAUAUAUCUGCUUGGUAAAAAUUACGCAAGUUUGUAAUCAUAUAUGACAAGGUAGAAAAUGUAUAACAACCAUCUGUUAAUCACAACCUAGAAUUAACCAAGGUGUAGAUUUUUUUUAAUUGACUGAUAUAACAUAAUAUUACAAACUUUGAGAAGUUAUAUAUGGAAAUAUUACGUAAAAAGCUAGUCAAUUUCAUAGUGAAUAAUUAAUCUUACAGAUGUAUGACGAUAACCUCGACGUUAUUUUAUCCGACACAGUACAGAGCACACUGUCUGCGUGUGCAAAAAUUUUGGACCCGUGCACGACUGCACGCACACGUUACGCAAGCGGUGUCCCGGGGCCUACCGCGAAAACCGAAAUUCGCAAAUUGAGGGGAUCUUUCUUUUUACUCUCACUAAGACGUAAUUAGAGUGACAAAGAAAAAUGCCCACAAUUGACGAACUUCGAUUUUCGCGGUUAUAGCACCCGUAUCUCAUAAGGAUGUGUAUAUAUAACAACGUGCAAAGUGCAUGUCUACUCGCAAGCUUCCGGCGUGUACACGGGCCUUUAAUGUUUUUUUAACUCUUGUAUUAAGUUAUAUUAAUUUGUAAUAACGAAUAAAUAUUAGUCCUAAUUUAUGUAAUGACGUAUCUAACAAUAAUGAAUUCCUUAUUAAAUGAUUUUUGAAGA